This is a messenger RNA of Stereum hirsutum FP-91666 SS1, 2194 nucleotides long. RefSeq lists its product as uncharacterized. The transcript is spliced from 11 exons. Gene Ontology annotation, molecular function: protein binding. Bases 39 to 2090 code for a protein of 683 amino acids. NCBI's taxonomy places the organism in Eukaryota, Fungi, Basidiomycota, Agaricomycetes, Russulales, Stereaceae. The record is from RefSeq and is a predicted model, not a curated record.
CUAUUCUCUUGUUUUGACUGGGAACUGUGGUCAAAGUAAUGGCGGAUUCUGGCAACGAAUCACUCACCCUAGAGUCUCUGGAAUGCGAGCCUGAGCCCGAUACGGUCGCAGCCGACAUUGCAAGCGCCGACCCUUUCACCCCAAUCACAUCCUUGGGAUCCACAAAAAGCUCAACGAAGGCGCCGCCUGCCAAACGAGCAAGGACAACCGCUUCUGGUUCGAAGGUCAAGAAUGCUCAGAAGAAAACCACUGGGCUUUCAAAAAAGAAGAAAGGCCGUCUAAAUAUCCUCCCUACCCUACCUUUGGAUCUUCUCUUUGAGAUAUUUGGCCAUCUCACUCCUGCUGAUCUGGUGCUCCUAUCCCGUGUCUCAAAGUCCUUCUACAAAGUCCUUUCCAGCAGAAGUUCACUUUCUCUCUGGAAGAGAACCUGGCGUUAUGUUCCUGGUGGCCCGCCACCUCCGCGCCCUGAGGGCUGGUCAGAACUGGCCUACGCCAGGCUUCUCCUCGGAGGGAAUUUCUGCCACGUAUGUGGUGGUCGGAGCACCAAUGAAAUUGACUUCGUGCAUCUGCGCAGAGCAUGUCAUUCCUGUCUUCGCAAGACCCUGGUCGCCGUCAAUAAAAUCAAGGACAUCGCACCAUCUUUAGAGCUAAAUUGGCUUUCCUGCCUGCCCAGUGCUUGCGUAAACCCGAGAGAUCGCAAAGGGAGGUCGUAUCAAGGACGUUUCCUGCGCGAGGAUGACGUCUUGAGUCUCCAAGCCCAGAUAAAAGACGUGCUUGCAGUAGCUGGGCCGCAAGAACGACGAGAGCAACUGAUGUCCAUCUUGGAAGAUAGGAAUAUCAUUUCGGCGGCAUUGCGAAGGGCCGCACCAAUCUACGAGCAAUGGUUAAAGGACCACAAAAUGGCCUGGGAAAAAGAACGAGAGGACCGGGCCAACUUGCGCCGCAAAGAGUUUGAGCAACGAUGCAUAAAGCUGGGGUAUACUGCGCAAGACAUACCCAGAUACUACGACACUACAUACAAGAAUCAAUUGUUGUCUGAUAGAGGUUUUGAUGACAUCUUCAAUCGGUCACUCAAAGGUAGACUGGAAGGCGCCAAAUCUUCUAGACUUAAAAGAGAGCGUGCCGAGCGCGAGGCCCCUCGUCUUUCAAUCGUUUACGCUUUGUACGCGGAGUAUUGGCUACAGCUGCAGAUCCCUCCACGUAACCUGGAAAUGUGCCCCAAAGAAUAUGAGUUUGUUCAGUUCACACAAAUUGCGCCUUUAAUUUCCGAAGACCUAGCACCGGACGACGAGUUCAGGCGUCGAGUGAGAGAUGCUAUUACGGAGUCACGGGAGGAAAUCGAAGCUUGGGUAGUGCGUCUCAAGACCAUCGCUCUCUCUUCACUUCAUCCCGUCCCCUCUCCAUGCGAUACAUUCCACCUACCAAGGGAGCUCGAGCUCGCCAAGAAUGUCUUCAGUAAACAACUCUCCUUUGGUCACAAACGUUCCUACUACGGUAUCGAGGUCUUUUCCGCUCGUUGGUCCUGUUCCCACGCUCUGGACCUGGAGCGUCUCGAGGUCCCGACUUUUGACCUGCAAGCCCAGGCUGUGAUUCUCAAGAUCCUUGCCGAGCUCGGUUUGGAUCCAAACACCACAACGACGACGGAUCUCAAUCGACUUGACACAAUGUUCAUUUGUCUCGACUGCCCAUGUACCGUGGGGGUUCAGAAUGGUGGCCACACGCCCAGACGGAGGGUUAGAUACUGGUGGUCUCACUUGGAUCACCUUUUAGAGAUGGAGUCUAACUGUCGUAGUUGGGGAUCUUCUGGCUCCUGGAGGAUCCUCUCAGUCGAAGAGCGUUCAAAUUUCAUCAACAGGGGCUCGAACCCGAUGACAGACGACCCUUACUGGGGCUGCUCGCACUGCACUAUCCACUAUUCAGAUGUCCGGAGUUCGUUGGGUGCUAGGCCAUGGAUGAAAUAUGAGCCAGUCGUUGCGCAUGUUCGAGAUAAACACGGUGUGAAGGAUCCUUUGCCGGAUGUCGAUCUGUACUAUGAUCCGCGUGAGCGUUUCUGUGCUGCUUCGGAGUUAUGCCUCGAGAUACUGGUAUGAUCUGCCACUAUAUUCUAUCCUCAACCUUCAGGUUCCUUUGGCUUGUGCUGUGUCACUCUUGUACUACAAAAUUAUCUAUGUUUGAGCUGCUGAUUGGUGGCGCC